Messenger RNA from Lotus japonicus, 738 nucleotides. Its product is annotated as protein BIC1. Gene Ontology annotation, biological process: blue light signaling pathway. The coding region runs from base 194 to 574 and encodes 126 amino acids. The transcript has a single exon. The record is from RefSeq and is a predicted model, not a curated record. Lineage: Eukaryota; Viridiplantae; Streptophyta; Magnoliopsida; Fabales; Fabaceae.
GGAAGAAACUUUUUUGUGGGUGACGUGUGAACUAAUUUCCCACCCAUUUCCUCUGCCGUAUUCACCCACAGAAUACCACACACCAAAUCUUGCUUUCCACAGAAAAGAUUGUGACAGAGAAGCAAUCCACAGCACACAGAAACAACAACAAUACAACUUGAUCACUCUUCUACAUGCUCCACCUCUCAUCUGCAUGAAAGAAAAGAAACCCCCAUCAUCAAUGGCUCACCACCAAUCCUCUGCUGAUCAGAUUCCUCAUCAACCAUUGGAACUGCACCAACCCAAAGACAACACCACCACAGAGAAAGAACGACAAGAAAAAGAUGAUGCAUCUGCCUUAAAAACCCAUUUCAGUGAUGUUGAGGCAACUACAGAGUGCAGUAGUGGACGUGAGAGGUUGAAGAGGCAUAGAGUUGAAGUGGCUGGGAGGGUUUGGAUUCCUGAUAUUUGGGGACAUGAGAAGCUCUUGAAGGAUUGGAUAGAUUGUGCAGUGUUUGAUGCUCCUUUAGUUCCAACCAAACUCCUCAUGGCACGACAAGCUCUUGUUCAAGAGGGAAGAAGAAUGGAAAUAUAGGUGUUGAAUUUUAUUUAUUUCUGUGAUUUUUGUAAUAAUAUUAUUUAUUUCUGUGAUUUUUACUAUGAAUAUAUUGCAUAUCCGCCAUGUGAAUCUUAAUUUUAGAAGCUGUUGAUACUUGAUGCAUCAUAAAAUUAUGGUAUUCUGAAGAUUUAAAUCUGGAA